AAUGGGAGGGCGUCGUCCCGGCCCUCUCCCUUUUUCUGGGGCUAAGGACGCCUCCUCACUGCGUUCUCCGCCUCUUGCCGCGCGGCUUGUCGCGGGCCGGUAGCUCUGCCUGAACGCGGGACUGACUCCGGCACCCGCAUCUCCUUGCGCUCUUCCCCCUCACAGCCGCCGCUGCUCACCAGCAUCCCACCCCUCACCCACGCCGCGUCUAAGCGGCCCCACUGAGUCCCGACGCCGGGCCCCGCAGUACAGGGGUACCAGGCCAGCCUAUGGAGAAUCCCAGAUAACGCGAGUUGGGGGCGCCCACGCCCCCCAUCCCCGCCAGCAUGGCUCGGCCGCCGCCACUCCAGGAGCUGCCCCCUGUCUAUACACCCCCAGCUCGAGCCGCAUCACCCCAGAUCCUAGCUGGGAGCCUAAAGGCUCCACUCUGGCUUCGUGCUUACUUCCAGGGCCUGCUCUUCUCUCUGGGCUGCGGGAUCCAGAGACACUGUGGCAAAGUGCUCUUCCUGGGCCUGUUGGCCUUUGGAGCCCUGGCACUGGGUCUCCGUGUGGCCAUCAUUGAGACAGACCUAGAACAGCUCUGGGUGGAAGUGGGCAGCCGGGUGAGCCAGGAGUUGCAUUACACCAAGGAGAAGCUGGGGGAGGAGGCUGCGUACACCUCCCAGAUGCUGAUACAGACCCCACACCAGGAGGGGGAGAACAUCCUCACGCCUGAGGCACUGGGCCUCCACCUCCAGGCAGCCCUUGCAGCCAGUAAAGUGCAAGUAUCACUCUAUGGAAAGUCCUGGGAUUUGAAUAAAAUCUGCUACAAGUCAGGAAUUCCCCUAAUUGAAAAUGGAAUGAUUGAGCGGAUGAUUGAGAAGCUGUUUCCGUGCGUGAUCCUCACCCCCCUCGACUGCUUCUGGGAGGGAGCCAAACUCCAAGGGGGCUCUGCCUACUUGCCUGGUCGUCCUGACAUCCAGUGGACCAACCUGGAUCCAGAGCAGCUGCUCAAGGAGCUGGGCCCUUUUGCCUCCCUUGAGGGCUUCCGGGAGCUGUUAGACAAGGCACAGGUGGGCCAGGCCUAUGUGGGGCGGCCCUGUCUGCACCCUGAUGACCUCCACUGCCCACCUACUGCCCCUAACCAUCACAGCAAGCAGGCUCCCAAUGUGGCUCAGGAGUUGAACGGUGGCUGCCAUGGCUUCUCCCACAAGUUCAUGCACUGGCAGGAGGAACUGCUGCUGGGGGGCAUGGCCAGAGACGCCCAAGGACAGCUGCUAAGGGCAGAAGCCCUGCAGAGCACCUUCUUGCUGAUGAGUCCCCGCCAGCUGUAUGAGCACUUCCGAGGCGACUACCAGACACACGACAUCGGCUGGAGCGAGGAGCAGGCUGGCACAGUGCUGAGGGCCUGGCAGCGGCGCUUUGUGCAGCUGGCCCAGGAGGCCCUGCCUCAGAAUUCAUCCCAGCAGAUCCACGCCUUCUCCUCCACCACCCUGGAUGACAUCCUGCACGCUUUCUCUGAAGUCAGUGCUGCCCGUGUGGUGGGAGGCUAUCUGCUCAUGCUAGCCUAUGCCUGUGUGACGAUGCUGCGCUGGGACUGUGCCCAGUCCCAGGGUGCUGUAGGCCUUGCAGGGGUGCUGCUGGUAGCCCUGGCAGUGGCCUCGGGCCUCGGGCUCUGUGCCCUGCUUGGCAUCGCCUUCAACGCUGCCACUACCCAGGUGCUGCCCUUCUUGGCACUGGGCAUCGGUGUGGAUGACAUAUUCCUGCUGGCACAUGCCUUCACAGAGGCUCCACCUGGCACCCCUCUCCAGGAGCGCACAGGCGAGUGUCUGCGGCGCACAGGUACCAGCGUCGCACUCACAUCCAUCAACCACAUGGUUGCCUUCUUCAUGGCUGCCCUAGUUCCCAUCCCUGCACUGCGGGCCUUCUCCUUGCAGGCGGCCAUAGUGGUUGGCUGCAACUUUGCAGCCGUGAUGCUUGUCUUCCCGGCGGUCCUCAGCCUGGACCUGCAUCGGCGCCACUGCCAGCGCCUCGACGUACUCUGCUGUUUCUCCAGGUACCGUCCCUGCAUCCCCACCCCACCAGGCCUCAUCUCCUCGGGCCCCAUCACUUCCUGUCCCCUCACCAGCAUUUCCACAGACCUGCCACCCCCACUCUCUGCCUCUUCCAGCCCCUGCUCUGCCCGCGUGAUUCAGAUUCUGCCCCAGGAACUAGGGGAUAGGACAGUACCAGUGGGCAUUGCCCACCUGACUGCCACAGUUCAAGCCUUUGCCCACUGUGAAGCCAGCAGCCAGCAUGUCGUCACCAUCCUGCCUCCCCGGGCCCACUUGGUGCCCCCACCUUCUGACCCACUGGGCUCUGAGCUCUUCAGCCCAGGAGGGUCCACACGGGACCUUCUAGGCCAAGAGGAGGGGACAAGGCAAAAGGCAACCUGCAAUUCCCUGCCCUGUGCCCGCUGGAAUCUUGCUCAUUUCGCCCGCUAUCAUUUUGCACCCUUGCUGCUCCAGUCACACAGCAAGGCCAUGGUGCUGGUGCUCUUUGGGGCUCUUCUGGGCCUGAGCCUCUACGGAGCAACCUUGGUGCAGGAUGGGCUGGCCCUGACAGAUGUGGUGCCUCGGGGCACCAAGGAGCAUGCCUUCCUGAGCGCCCAGCUCAGGUACUUCUCCCUGUACGAGGUGGCCCUGGUGACACAGGGUGGCUUUGACUACGCCCACUCCCAACGCGCCCUCUUUGAUCUGCACCAGCGCUUCAGUUCUCUCAAGGCCGUGCUGCCCCCGCCUGCCACCCAGGCGCCCCGCACCUGGCUGCACUAUUACCGCAACUGGCUACAGGGAAUCCAGGCCGCGUUUGACCAGGACUGGGCUUCUGGGCGCAUUACCCGCCACUCAUGCCGCAAUGGCUCUGAGGAUGGGGCCCUGGCCUACAAGCUGCUCAUCCAGACCGGGGAUGCCCAAGAGCCUCUGGAUUUCAGCCAGUUGACCACAAGGAAGCUAGUAGAUAAGGAGGGGCUGAUCCCACCCGAACUCUUCUACGUGGGGCUGACCAUGUGGGUAAGCAGUGACCCACUGGGCCUGGCAGCCUCACAGGCCAACUUCUACCCCCCACCUCCCGAGUGGCUGCACGACAAAUAUGACACUACGGGGGAGAACCUUCGCAUCCCGGCGGCCCAGCCCCUAGAAUUUGCCCAGUUCCCCUUCCUACUGCAUGGCCUCCAGAAGACUGCGGACUUCGUGGAGGCCAUUGAGGGGGCCCGAGCAGCGUGCACCGAGGCAGGCCGGGCCGGGGUGCGUGCCUACCCCAGUGGCUCCCCCUUCCUCUUCUGGGAGCAGUAUCUGGGCCUGCGGCGCUACUUUUUGCUGGCUAUCUGCAUCCUGCUGGUAUGCACUUUCCUCGUCUGUGCCCUGCUGCUGCUCAAUCCCUGGACGGCUGGUCUCAUAGUACUGGUCCUGGCGAUGAUGACUGUGGAGCUCUUUGGCAUCAUGGGUUUCCUGGGCAUCAAACUGAGUGCCAUUCCCGUGGUGAUCCUUGUGGCCUCUGUAGGCAUUGGUGUCGAGUUCACAGUUCAUGUGGCUCUGGGCUUCCUGACCACCCAGGGUAGCCGGAACCUGCGGGCUGCCUGUGCCCUAGAGCACACAUUUGCUCCCGUGACGGAUGGGUCCGUCUCCACAUUGCUGGGUCUGCUUAUGCUUGCUGGUUCGAACUUUGACUUCAUCAUAAGGUACUUUUUCGUGGUGCUGACGGUGCUCACACUCCUGGGCCUCCUCCAUGGGCUCAUGCUGCUGCCUGUGCUGCUGUCCAUCCUGGGCCCCCCACCAGAGGUGGUACAGAUAUACAAGGAGAGCCCAGAGGUCCUCAGCCCUCCAGCUCCACGGGAAGGAGGACUCAGGUGGGGGUUGUCCCCCACCCUGCCCCAGAGCUUUGCCAGAGUGACUACCUCCAUGACAGUGGCCCUCCACCCACCCCCGCUGCCUGGUGCCUACAUCCACCCAGCCUCUGAUGAACCCACUUGGUCCCCUGUUGCCACACCAGCUGCCAGCGGCUCCAACAACCUCAGUUCUAGGGGACCAUGCCCAGCCACUGGGUGACAGAGCACCUGAAGCAUGGAGACCCUGCUUGGGUCACAUGAAGUCACUGGGAAGCAGUGGGUGGGUUAUUGAAUGCAGGACAGACACCUGGAGAGCCCUGCUGCUGCUGCUGUCUGCCUGCGUUCCCUUUCCUGCCUCAGCCAUCACAGACCUCCCUGAUACCCAUGCAAAACCAGCACCCUCUGUCUGGGCUGGGAGAACAGCCUUGCACACCUGGUUCUGUGUUUGUGCCUUUCUGCGUGGGGGUAGAAGCCAGCACCUCAGGCUGCGGUUCAUCCCUUUUCUCCCCGCCCUCCCAUGUGCUACUGGCCCCUCGCAGGCCAAGCCUGGGGGAUCCUCUAGCACCCUUUGCUAGUCCUGGCCCCCCACUGCUUGGUAACUCCUGAGUAGGCCGUCCGUAUCUGCCCUCCUUCUACCACGUAAAUUAUUUAUAUGAAGAUGUUUAUUUUUGUAGUUUGUAUAGAUUUUAGCUAUGCUGAAAGUUUUAUUUUUAAAGAGUGAAAUAUAUUCUAUAUGAACUCA
Messenger RNA from Felis catus (domestic cat), 4586 nucleotides. It is a transcript of the gene PTCH2, whose product is annotated as patched 2. Lineage: Eukaryota; Metazoa; Chordata; Mammalia; Carnivora; Felidae. Gene Ontology annotation, biological process: smoothened signaling pathway. The record is from RefSeq and is a predicted model, not a curated record. The transcript has 21 exons. Gene Ontology annotation, cellular component: plasma membrane. Bases 327 to 4064 code for a protein of 1245 amino acids. Gene Ontology annotation, molecular function: smoothened binding; hedgehog family protein binding; hedgehog receptor activity.